Messenger RNA from Anopheles marshallii, 399 nucleotides. RefSeq lists its product as uncharacterized. The transcript has 2 exons. NCBI's taxonomy places the organism in Eukaryota, Metazoa, Arthropoda, Insecta, Diptera, Culicidae. The record is from RefSeq and is a predicted model, not a curated record. Bases 1 to 399 code for a protein of 132 amino acids.
AUGUGCGACAGUGAAUGUGUGGCUCCGGCCGUGGUGUCCCCUUUGGCACCACCAACCGCAGCAAACGGUAUGCAACCGGCGUCUUCGCCGUGCGAUGCCUCGAAUAUUAGCAACCUCGUGGAAGCCAUCAACCCGGCAGUGCAGUUGGCCACCUCGCUGUCUGCCCACUCGAUGCAACAUUCGACGAUGCAGUCGGAGGUACAGCCAGCACCACCCGGUGUUGGGGGCGAGUACAUUUCGCCCCAGGAGCUGGAGAUGGAGAACCACUGGUUGCGGGAAAAGCUGAAGGAAAUUACGGCCGAUCGGGAUCGGUUGCUGUGUGAGGUGGCCAAUCUGCGGCUCGAGCUCGACAUGGCCGAAUUGAAACGGCUUCCGGAACACAGAACUUCCAGCUUAUAA